AUGUCAAUCCAAAAGCCUGCUGUCAAAUACUAUGGACACUUACCUGUGGUUAUAAAGGGUUGCACAAUGAACAGACCAAUUAAUAAUGAUCUAGCUGCUGUUGGAGGCAUGCUUUUACAGACUUGUGAUUACAUUUUUCUUGAACCCUCAAAAGACUACUCCGGUAGAGUUGCUUGUACCAUUCCUGAAGAAGAUUCAACUUCCUUAGUCUUUGACAAGCUGAGACAAAUAGAUAAGAGGUUGGAAAAUCAACAGAUGUGCCCUUCUGAAGUUCUAGCUAAUAAUGAACCAGUCAAGCCAGUUGCUGAUCCCAAAAAGGAAGACAUAUGGGAAAAUAUAUUACAAUAG
Fraxinus pennsylvanica is the source of this 348-nucleotide messenger RNA. The record is from the annotation of a GenBank genome assembly. NCBI's taxonomy places the organism in Eukaryota, Viridiplantae, Streptophyta, Magnoliopsida, Lamiales, Oleaceae.